Molecule: messenger RNA, 1497 nt
Organism: Scheffersomyces coipomensis
Lineage: Eukaryota; Fungi; Ascomycota; Pichiomycetes; Serinales; Debaryomycetaceae
Gene: PEX3
Product: Pex3p
Exons: 1
Coding region: 1-1497 (498 amino acids)
Biological process (GO): protein import into peroxisome membrane
Cellular component (GO): peroxisomal membrane
Molecular function (GO): protein-macromolecule adaptor activity
Source: RefSeq, a predicted model, not a curated record
AUGGCUAUCUUUUCAUCUUUAGCAUCGUUCUUUAAUCGUCAUAAGAGGAAGAUAAUUAUUACUACUACUUUAACUAUUUCCGCAUAUUAUUUGGUUAAUCAAUUUAUAAUUAAGAAAUUCAGAGAUUAUCAAAAUGCAUUGAGGCAAGAGUUGAUCUUCAAACAACAAAUCAAACAACGAUUCAUUCAAACCCAACAAGAUUGUUAUUAUACUAUAUUGGCGUUGUUGCCGGUAUUAACAUCACCUAUUAUUGAACAUUUACCAGUUGAGUUGAUCACUCAAGCUUUGAGAUUGAAGAAGAAUAACCCCUUACCUCAACAACAGCAACAAGUUCAAUCAUCUUCAGGUCCAAAUAAUCCUAAUAGUACCAUCAAUUCCGAAUUGACGGCUGAUAAUUUAAAUCUAUUAGAUAAUAAUAAUUCUAAUAAUCAAUCUAAAUUGAACGUUUAUUUAAAUAAAUCAAAAGUUGAAUUAUGGAAUAUAUUGAAGAUUCAAACUAUUACUAGAACCUUAACUUUAAUUUAUUCAAUUUCUGGUUUAUUAUUAGUUACAAGAUUACAAUUGAAUAUUCUUGCUAGAAGAUCAUAUUUAGAAUCAGCUAUUUUAAUGGCAGGGGUUAAACAACCUACUAAUCCCAACAUCAAUUCUCAUGAUAAUUACAUUGUUGAACAAAGUUAUUUAUCAUUAAGUUGGUGGUUAUUGAAUAAAGGAUGGUUAAAUUUAAAUUCUUAUAUUGAACCUAUUGUGAUUGAAACUUUUUCAAAUAUAAAUCCCAAGACGGAAUUAACCAUUGAUCAAUUUAAUUUAUUAUUACAACAAUUAAUCAAACAAAUUAAUUUCAAUUUCAAGGAUAAUAUCUUAAAGAAUUUAUUUCCUAAUAAUUAUGAUGAUUUAAUUGAAACCAUUUUAAAUACAAAUCCAAGUUUAACUAAUCAAUUGGAUUUACCUGAUUCAAACUUCACCAAAUUAAUCAGUGAAACAAGUCAUAUCAUGAUUAAUGAUACUUAUUUUUUUAAUUUAUAUAAUAAUUUAGUAUUAAAUGGGUUAAGUACUUUAAUUGCCAAUUUAUCAUUAAAUUUAAACCAUGGAAAUGGUUCAACCAGUUUAUUGAUUUCAUCCGGUAAUUUGAAAGAUGAUACAAAUACCAUUAAUACGUUAAAUCAAACCAAAUCAUUUAAAUUGGCUAGUUAUUUAGCUCAAUUGUCAAUUCAAAAUGGAGUUUUGAUUGAUAAUGAUAAUUUAAGAGAUAUUAAUGAAUUUGGCUAUAAUGAUGAUUAUGACCUUGAUGGUGAUAAUCUUACUAAACAUCUUAAUGAAGAAGACAUUGAAGGAUUUAUAAACAAUCUUGCUAAUAAUGAAGGUAUAUUUAAUAAGAGUGGUAAUGGUGAUGGUAAUAACAAUGGAAAUAAUUUAUCAGGAAAUAUGUAUCUUAAUACUUUGAAUGAAGUUGAAGAAUUGGAUGAUUUUAGUGCUGGAAUCUAUUCGAAUUUUGAAUAG